CUCUUGAGAAACAAUGGAUUCCUCUACCUCGCAGCCAGAUCUUACCACCGAAGCCGGCAUGAGCGCCUACUUGACCGCCCGCUCCAUUUCACACACCAGCAUCACUCUCCUCACAGGCGGGAAUGUGAAUUACGUCUACCGCGUCACGUGCCCUUCCGAAACCUCAUCUUCAUCCUCUACUACUUCCGAGUCCAUAGCUUCGCAAAAAGAAAGGACAUUCAUCUACAAACACUCGGAAGCUUACCUCCACUUCUCGCCAACCUUUGCCUUCGACCCCGCGCGUAUGGACUACGAGAACCACGUUUUAAUCGUUGUACCUGAGCUCAUGGAUCGAUAUGUGCCCGGAAAGGUAUGCAGUGUUCAUUCAGCGAAACGGUAUAGUUAUGACGCCGAGAAGCGAGUCCUCUGUUUAGAGGACGGAGGGGAGAGGGAGUUGAAGAAGGCGUACGCGGAUCCUCUACUCAACAUUCCGGCCAUUGGUACGGAGAUGGGACGAUGGAUCGCUGCGCUACACAUGAGCACAAAGAAGACAUCGUUGUCGCUCACCGGAGCCAAGGACGAUGUGGAUUUGAAGGCUAAUAAUCCGAUCGGGGUGGAGAUAUAUCGGUACUCUUACAACAACCUCAGCGAUGCGUUUGCCAAGUACGGGCAUGAUGUGGAGUUGGCAAAUCGUGUGAAUGAGAAGUUUGGGAGCCGGUUGGCUGCGGACAAUGAAUGUUUGUGUCAUGGAGACUAUUGGCCGGGUAAUGUGUUGGUCAAGUUCCGAGAUGAGCGACAAGAAGAGGUCGAUCUCACAGUGGUGGAUUGGGAGAUUACUCGUCGUGGGACCAGUGCCACAGAUGUUGGUCAAUUUGCCGCUGAAGCUUUCCUGUUGGAUAGAUUUCGUGGUGAUAGAGGGAUUCUUGCGGCCUUUUUGGAUGCCUAUCUCACGGAGAGAGAUUUUGGUGCAGGAGCGGUGGAAGGUGUGGAUGAGCAAGAGUGGAUCACGAGAAUGCUGGUCCAUUGGGCUGUACACAUCGCGUUCUGGCCUACACGAGUGGAGUGGACUGAUCGAGAAGGAACACAAGAUCUUGUCGAUAUGGGCAGGGCGGUUUUGAUAAGUGCACUUGAUGGUGAUUGGGCGAAGUUGCGCAAUUGUCAAUUGCUACGGAGUGCUGGUGGAAGACUCGCAGAUAUUUUGGCUUGA
Molecule: messenger RNA, 1186 nt
Organism: Periconia digitata
Lineage: Eukaryota; Fungi; Ascomycota; Dothideomycetes; Pleosporales; Periconiaceae
Source: the annotation of a GenBank genome assembly